Messenger RNA from Pseudocercospora fijiensis CIRAD86, 4608 nucleotides. RefSeq lists its product as uncharacterized. NCBI's taxonomy places the organism in Eukaryota, Fungi, Ascomycota, Dothideomycetes, Mycosphaerellales, Mycosphaerellaceae. The transcript has 39 exons. The record is from RefSeq and is a predicted model, not a curated record. Bases 1 to 4608 code for a protein of 1535 amino acids.
AUGAAUCAUCGUUACUUCAUCGUCCAGAUCACAGACUACGAUAUCGAAUCGUGGAAUCUCACUCGCCCAACAUUGAAUCAAGCUUCCCAACUGGAGUUCAACGAUCAGCGCUACGUGGCUGCAAAGCAAAUCCUGGAAGUCUGGCUCGGGGAUCACGGCGGCGAAGCACUCGUCGGGUCACAAAGUACAAUUCAGGCUCGGCCACUUGCUUCAGAUCUGGAGAAGAAAGAAAGGCCAGAUACAGGUGUGGCGGUGCCCCUCUGCGCUGCAAAGCGAAUUCUGAAGUUCUGGAUCGGCGAUUACGGCAGCGAAGCCCUCAGCUGGCCACAGCAUGCAAUUCAGGCUCGGCCACUUGUUCCCGAACUGGAGAGGAAAGAACAGAGCUAUUGUGGCAGUCUCCUCUGGGCUGGAAGGCAAAUCUUGGAAGUCCGGCUCGACGAUCACAGCGGCGAAGCGUUCAGUCCCAGAGGAGAAGCACCGGCGUGCAGGUCAGGCUGGGCCACUCCUCCUCUCUACAUUGCCGAUCAAUCGUGUCGAGAUUUCCCACAAGCGGAUGGACAUACACGACUGAACAUGAAAGAUUUUGGGGAGUGGGCUCUUAGAUUCGCUACAGGCAUUGGAGUCGACCUUUGUCCGUCAACCCUGUCUUCGGCUGUUGAAGCACUGUGGCUACUGUUUCUGUCGAAUGUGGGCCAUGGCAAGGCCAAAUGGUGUCAGUAUGUGGCCGAUCGGCAAUUUUCGGAUUUUGCGCCGCGCUCCAGGUCCGAGUCAAAGAUUGAGGACGUGAUCAGACGAGGUGUUUUGUCGUGUUGGGGUGUUUCGGGAGGUCAGCACACUGGUCCAUUGCUUUCACCAACGGGCGUAGCCACGUUUCACCAUAACCAUGUGCGGGUCCAGGAGCCACUGCUGUGUCUGGUCGUCAUCGGUUUGAUGGAGCCUCGUCAUGGGAACAGGGUACUCAUCAGCAUAGUCCCGCCAAGUCCACACCAACUUCAUCCCGCUAUGCUACAGUGGAGUUUGACGAUGUUGAGCCAGCUCCCGCCAGUCCAGCAUGAAUUCCGACCGAGCAACAGUGAUCUCUCAUCUUCUCUCACGCAUACCAUAUCAAUGAAGACUUGGAAGUGGUUUCUACAAUCUUUGGGUCUUGAAAUGCCUGCCCUCGCCGUCGAAAUGCUCCAGCAUGCUCCUCAUCAGCGGGGUAUAACAGACAGAUCUACAAUGCUCUUUCGUGUAGUGCGUUUGCACCUGUUGCGCUGCCUCCGCUAUGUGCAUCCUUCUCUUUUUCGGACUUCACUCUGUGACGAGUUCUUUGUUGUCAACCGUCUUGCUGAUGGCUCGAUCUUGCGCAGCGAUGUUGGCGCGCCUCGUCGUGAACUUGGGACUGCGAGGUGGACGCGAGGUUGGAUCCAGAUGGAGAGGAUCGGAGGUGAUCCGUCAAGAUGGGGAGGUCUGGAAGGAGUGAGGUUCAGACAGGUGACGUGGUUGUGUGCCUCGACUUCGCAUUUCUUCAACGGCUCGUUCCCAUUCCAUAACGGAAGUCUUCAAUCUGGUUCUCCUGCCAUUAUGUUUUCCUUCUUGCGGAUCUAUCCGCACUCGCACCUCCCCACCUCCGCACCUCCUUCUCCGGAUUCUUGGCUGGAGCUGAGCAAGGCUGAGCUGAACCAUUUGCACGACAGCGUUAGAGUCCCACCUCCUCGCGGUCAUGGUACUAGCCGACGUCGGCUGAUUCGUCCAAUUCUUUUCUGCAAGAAUUCCAACGGCGCUACAACAACACAUUCGCGAGACGGCCGUAAUGAUGGGUAUUGCGCACACUGUGCUCGUACGGAUUCACCCUCACGAUCUAUGAACAGCAGCCGCUCGAGCUCGGCAACUCUUGCGUCUCGAUUACCUUCUAUACUCAGCAGCUGGGAAUCGGUCAAAGAGUCGAGGAGGUAUGGGAAGUGGAAAGCUCUUUAUCGGGCGGAGCAGUGGAUACGUAUGAGAUCGGCAACCAUUGCGCCUCUACGUCUUCCAUACUCAGCUGCUGGGAAUGGGCGAAAGAGUCGAGGGCACAGAGCUCUUCAUCAGGCGGAGCAGCGAAUGCGUGCGCGUCCCUCAUCUUCUACGCUCGGCAGCUGGGAAUCGGUGAAAGAGUCAAGGAGACGUAGAAAGCUCCUCAUAGGGCGGAGCAGCGGAUGCGCACAAGAAAAUGUUGACGCAAUCAGCGCUAUUUCAGACAAUGAUCAUUCGCAUCAACACUCUCUACCACGCUCUAGGUCACCUUUGACGGAUUUUGAAAACGCCGGCCAGACUCUGCCGGGCAUCACCUUUGGCCCGCUAUCGAUCAUACUCAUCAUACCGAUCCAAGUGCCACUAUGGCGGCAUAGUCAUCUUCCUGGACGCUACACCGAGACAUCUUACACGACAUUGUUGACGCACUCCACUCGCCAGCCGGAUCGCCAUUCUUCCCUUGUAGUGUCCUUUUGGCUCUGGGGAACUUCGCCGCCUGAGUUGCUCCCUGCCCACCAAAACCGGAAGACCUCGUGUUUGGGCUCCUGGGUGUCCCAACGCGCCUCGCCAUUGCGCUGCCUCGACGAGCUCCCGAGGCUGAUCAUACAGCUUGUUCCAGGAGCGCCCAUCCAUAGAGACUCCUCCAAUAACAGGUACGAAAAGUCGGAUCAGCCCAUCGUAGACGUGCUCCAAGAUUUCUCUGCGAAGGACCAGACCGAGGUGGACACUAUUGAUGACUCUGGACUCGCUGUCAUAAUGGAAGUUGAAGCCUACCCGGAAUUGCCGAGCACGAUGGAAGUUGAAGCCUACCCGGAAUUGCCGAGCACGAUGGAAUUUCGCAGCGAAAAACGUGCUGCCCUCACUCGAGGCCUGCCGCUGGCAUGGAACGUAGGGUAUGAUAUCUCAAGAGGGCCAUUGAAAGCUCCUUCCGCCGAGCUCUCCAUUGAGAUCCUUUUGGCCGCCUUGGGAAGCCCGCAUCUUCUCCCACCAUACCUGGUACCACAUCAAGCACAUCGCACAUCCGAGAACCAAAACUCACAUCAUAGCCUACAAGCGGAGCGGCUGGGGCGAGGUAGGUUCUUCGUUGGUGGAAUUGCUCAUUACCAUUUCUUCUCUGGAAUUAUGCACAAAGAUGGCGCCGCAGUUCUGGUGAACGAGAUGGAAGACGUGCCCUCGAAUGAUUCCAAAGAGAAGGAGCUGGCCACCUUCUGCGUCCUCAAUCAUGUUGCGUAUAUGCUGACUUCAUUGCAGGUCACUCUUGGGUUUCCUUGUACGAAUGCGCGAGUAUCCGCUGAUCCUGGGAUGAAAUGGUUCCCUCAGUCGCCUACGAGGCGCCUCUGCAGGACGUCGGGCGAAGAACUCGCAAGUCACUCCAUUACACCGCAGCAUCGAGUCCUGUAUAGGAGAAUUCCUGGGCGGUGUGCAGUAGACGAACUCCUGCAUCUCUUCAGCCCGAAGGGCGAAGUACCCGAGAUUCUCAUCCGCGAGGGAGGGAAGAUAGAAAGGGAGUCUCGAUUCUUCGCAAAACUUGCGGGAUCCAUUGGAAGAGACGUUGCAAAUCAUUCUUCGCCAGUCUCCUCUGACCCUACCUGCCUCGGCAGGUUUCCGCGUCACAAGCAACAACGACUAGAUGCGCAUCUUGAAAGCCUCGCCGUGUAUAAGUACAGACUUGCUGUAAGUCAUGUCCUGAGUCGAGAUGGCAAACAUCAGGAAUUUGGCGAUCCGGUUCGAAUCGCAGGAUAUUUGUUCCAAUCGGCGCUCAAAAUUUCAUUAAAUCAAAGCUGCCAGAAAAAGGUCAGUCAUCGUAAUGCUGCCUGUGAAACAUUGCCUCAUCCCAAUAGGAUAACUCGCGUGGGGCAUUCCUGUAGGGAAGGCAUGAGCAUGAAGCCUCUGCGUGCUGUUGAGCUCAUUGAGUGGGAUCGGAUCAAAGUCGGGCAUCGUCGACCAGUUGGCUGCAUGGGCCUGUGCUUGUCGCUGGGCUUCCUUGAAGUCUUGCGCGUAGCCACCGAGACCGAGCAUGCUGGGAGAUACAUGUUCUAUAGAAUCACAAGUAGAAGUAGGACGAGGUACGAAUCUUUGCUACGGUCGUUGGUCUCACAUCGAUGUGCUGUGGGUGACUCUGUUGAUAAAGUAAUCGGAAGGGAGGACUGGUGGUUGCUGGACUGGACGACUCUCGUUGCGGGCUCUCCAAGGGCGAUUUUUCUCAAAGACCUUUUCCUGGAUUGGCACGCAUCCGUCAAUGGAGACUGUGUCGCUGUGGGAGGUGUCAUGCAAGGUGUCGCCGUUGGCCAUGGCCGAUAUGUUGGUCGGCUUUCGCGCCACCGCCGCAGUAUCCGCACAGAUUGUUACAGCGCCGAUUCUCCCACUGUUCUGGAGUGGGUGUUGGGCGGUUUCAGGUCGUUGCCCAGAGGUCCCUCGCUGGUUCUGCGCUGCGUGCAGGUGCUGGCACCGAUGGGCGCCGCCAAUGUGGAGGAGGUAGACGAGUCUGAGGGCGUGGUUGGAGCCCAACUGGUUGAAGUCAUUCCAUCUUCGUGUUGGAGUUGGAAGUGGUCGAGAAUUGGCCGAGCUGCAAUGAUCCAGACAGAUUGUCCGCAUCCCACCAGGCGUUCAGAGUAUUGA